Messenger RNA from Neocloeon triangulifer, 1904 nucleotides. RefSeq names its product elastin-like. Lineage: Eukaryota; Metazoa; Arthropoda; Insecta; Ephemeroptera; Baetidae. Gene Ontology annotation, molecular function: galactoside binding; carbohydrate binding. The transcript is spliced from 11 exons. The record is from RefSeq and is a predicted model, not a curated record. The coding region runs from base 283 to 1560 and encodes 425 amino acids.
UGCUCAUCUCUCACUGCAGCUGCAGCAACAAGCCGAGGAAAAGGAAGUGAGGGCCAUGCGAAACUUUCUAGUAACGAGUUUCACUAAUUUUGUCAGCGCUUAGUUUAGUUUCGGCCGAAUUAUUCGACGGUCGCUGAUGCUCCAAUUCGCUCGCGCAAUCUGCUGAGCAGCUCUUUUUGGCGCGGCACACUCGUGUUUUACUGCCUGCAUACGGCUGCUGUAGAUAUUGAGGAUUAAUUUUAACCAAAAAGAAGAAGAAGAAGCGGCUUGCUGCGUCAAAAAAUGGAAUACUAUGCUGUACCUCACGUAUGCCCCAUUGACGGUGGAGGCUUCACCCCUGGAAAAUUAAUUAAAUUACACGGUUCGUCCCCACCAACAGCUACAAGGUUUGCGCUCAAUAUACAAGCAGGACCGAAUCUGAAUCCCAGAGACGACAUCGUCCUCCAUAUCAGUGCGAUUUUUACAGAAAACGUUGUUUCUCGCGCCUCUUAUCAGUCAGGAAUGUGGGGCCCUGAAGAAAGAACUCCCACACUGCCCUUCGCCAGGGCACAGCCGUUUGAGAUUAUUGUCAUGUGUGAUAAUGACUGUUUUAAGAUUGCAAUCAAUGGCCAGCACUUUACCGAAUUUAUCCACCGAAUGCCAUUCCAAAAGGCAACACACAUCGUUGUGGAAGGGGACAUUACCAUCAGCAGAAUUUCGUGGGAGGGUGGAUUUGGCGGCGCCCCAGGUGGCGCGCAGCCACCCGCCUUUGCCCCCAGCGCUGCAGGUUCCCCAUACCCAGUGGCUCCAGUUCCAAUACCUCCAUACUCAGGUGGUGGCUACGUGCCGCCUCCACCCCCACCAGCUGGAUACAACGGCAUACCUCCGCAACCUGCAUAUGGAGCACCCUACGGAGGUCAGCCAGGUUACGGCCCGCCACCUCCAGCCCCUGGUUACGGAGGGCAGCAGCCACCUUACGGGCAGCCAGGUUACGGACAACCAGGGUAUGGUCAGCCGGGAUAUGCUCAGCAAGGAUACGGCCAGCCCGGAUACGGCCAACCCGGCUACGGCCAGCCCGGAUAUGGCCAACCCGGCUACGGUCCUCCCCCGCCACCAGGAUAUAAUGCUUCUCACCAGGAGAAUGACCUUGGUAGUUUAUUGAGCAAAGCAGGGGAGGCAAUAUUCGGGUUCACUGAUAAGAAUAGAGGCGCUUCAGGGCAGAAAGACUCAGGACUGAUGGGCAAAGUUGGAGGAAUUUUAGGAGCAGGUGCCGGCGCGGCUGUCCUCGGUAGUGUGCUGGGCAAGAAAGCCAAGUACAUUCCCGGCAUGUCUCACGGUGGCGUCGGUGGCGGCGGCGGAGGUGGCAUGCUAGGAAAAGUUGGUACUGCCCUGGGUCUGGGCGCUGGAGCUACUGCCUUGGGAGGAGCAGCGAUCGCAGGGAAAAAGCACAAGAAGUCGAAAGCGCUAAAAUACGGCUUGCCCAUUGCGGGUCUCGGGCUCGGAGCUUACGGGGCGAGCAAAAUGGUCAAAGGGUUCCACGGCGGCAGCUCGUCCAGUUCUUCCAGCAGCGAGGAGGAGUAAAUUAUGUAAAAAAAAUUAUGUUUAAAACGGUUGUCUCUUCGUCUUAAACUCACAAACCAGAGUUACUUCCUAAUUAUGACGAGUCUUGUAAUGAAAGAUCUGAUCUUUUCCUGAACAAAUACUAUUCACUUUUACUGCUAAAAUAUAUUUUUAAUAUGCUAUACACGCCCACUUGUUGUAACGCAAUUUUAACUUUUCCCUUUUAUGAUCAAAGUAGUUCUGAUUUUUCCUUAUUUGUUAAAAAAAAAAAAUGUAAGAUCUUGAUUAAUUUAUUAAUUCACCCUCUCAUUUUAACUGUGUCAAAAUGCACCUUAUAUCGUAAUAAAAUGCCUAAUGUUCAAAUA